Cooperia oncophora is the source of this 2877-nucleotide messenger RNA. Lineage: Eukaryota; Metazoa; Nematoda; Chromadorea; Rhabditida; Trichostrongylidae. The record is from the annotation of a GenBank genome assembly.
AUGUGCUCGUCCUCUGAGAAUUCCGAAAUCGCUCGACCUACCAAACCUGGACGUGUAAAGAGAAGUCGUCCCGCCACUAUUUUCGAUGUAACAAACUUCGAAUGGGUACUGGAAAUGUCACUGAGGCGUCCACGUGCAUUUGUUGGCCUCUACAAGACAAUGAAAUCUCAGUAUCGAGUCCUUGAAAAACGACGAUGGGUAGAGAAGAAUCGAAAACUGUAUGACAGAGCACAAUUCGAAAAGUUCCUGAAGGAAACAUCCCAUUCCGAGGUUGAAAUGAUUGAGAAAACGAAGCUUUUGAAGGCGGAGAAAGACAUGGAACUUGCGUUAGGGGUGAAACGAGCGGACGCCCAGAGAAUGGAAAGAUUCGCCGUCAAAGAUCUGGCUCAUUGGUACGGCAUGAGCGCUAGAUACGCUGUACAGGCGGAUGCGCUUGCCAAGAAGACAUUAGAAGAGGCAAAAAUGAUCGAUGUAGCACUUGAAAAGCUCAAACAACAAGAAGCUGAGGCUGAAAAGGAGCGACGUAGAGCAGCUGAGGAGUUGGCUAUCCACAACACUGUCUGGGGAACUGUGAGGUCUAUAGUGCAGAGGAUUGAAGACAUAGAAUACGAGGAGAUCGAGAAAGAGCGCAUGGAAAUGAUUGCCGUAAAGAAUACGUUGAUAGAUAUGGUCAGCCAUAUUGAACGAGAUGGACUAGACGACGCACAGGAUCAUCCAGUGCAUGAAAUAGUCGAGAUAUUGUCGUCCACGAUAUCAGAAUGCGAUGCGGAUGCAUCAGAAACAGGAACUGUCGUUUCCAUGUCUACAGAUGACGUUGUCGUAAAGGAGGAGCCAUGGAUUAACAAAUGGGAACAUGAAAAUCCGUUUAGUCUUAUAACGUGUCUCGAUCUUGUGGACAAGGAGUGUAGUACGAUCUCCGACAAACGAAUUCCACCUAUUAUCCAUAUGCAGAGUCACAUACCUAUCACGUCAGCGUUUAUAUCAGUGAUUCUGAAAUUGGAUAUUCACUUCAAAUUGUAUUUGCCGUUCGAGCCACGUUUCAAGCGUCCUCGUCGUGUUGAUCGUGAACUGGACCUUCUACCUCCUGGAGAUUUUUCACCGUACAGUACUGAUGAGGAAUGGGAGGAGUACUAUGAAAAGAAGGAACGUUUUGAGAAUCACGAUCCAUUGAUGCAUCAGCUCUCAUGGAGCUCUUACGGUCGCGAUGAGGAUGACGGUGACGACUAUGUCUCGGGCCCAAUAGGACAACAUCACUGUGACUGCGCUGCAGCCCUUGAUCGUGCUAAGGAUUGGGUAUCGGAUUUGACUUCCAUGCCCAUACGAAGAUGCUACUCUGAAGAAGUGUUACCAAAAUGUAGCGAUGUUCCCACUGUUCCUACUCGACGCGCUCCAGCUCGGUGUCAUUCCGCUCUGUCUUGCUUAUCAUUGGAGCAGGUACCGAUCUUAGAGGCACCAGUUUCGGGUUUGGUACCAAUAGCAGCUGAACCAGAGCUUGAGAAACCUCGACGAAGGUCAUCAUUGUCGUUGCCACUGAAAUCGGAUUCGUCGCUCCAGAAGCGCUCCGCCUCUAUGCCAGCAUCAUGGAAGCCGACAGUCCAUUUGCCAUUCCGAAAUGUGUCACCAUCGAGUCUUUGUGAAUCAAGGCGUGAACGUUACAUGUACCCCAGGGCGUUGUCUGGAUACCGUUUCCGGGUCUAUGGUGUUGGAGAGCUGCUUACCUCAGAGCCACGACGCAGUCGUCGACGAGGACAUAGAGAGUUGGAGUUCCCCGAUCAGUGGGUCAAGAGAGACGAACGUCAUCGUCACGAUUUUCUAAAAUCAGCACGGUUUUGGUUGGAAGACAGAACACAGCGUAGUAUACCAGUAGUGUGGUAUAGUAGACCCGAUCGGAGUGUGUCCCGAUUUUCUCAUCUAGAGGAUCCUGAUAUGGAGAAGGAUGAUCAGAAUGUACAAGUGAUGCCAACUGUAACCGAACGACGUGAUUGCCCCCUAAAACAUCCUAUUCCUGUCUACAACCCACUUCCCACUUGGACGAUGCUCGCCGAUAUGUCACAAGGCGAAAAACAGAACGAUACCUCAUCAGAACGACUGGAGCCAUCCUCAUCAGAACCUUCAGCUUUCCAACCAGUGCUGCAAAGACCACAACCGAUCGAUCUGAACGCACUCGAAGUGGAACUGGAAACGGACGACGAGUCAGAUGAAAAGAUGCCGAAAUGGCCACUACUGAAAAAGCUUCGUGAGGCGGAACGGGAACUGCUUGCAGCCGGUAAUCCAAUUGCCCUUGAACGUCAGAAGAUUCGCGAAUACAAUCGUCAUCUACGUGCUGAAAUGGUCCAGGGACAAGAUCUACUCGAGGAACAGCUACGUCAAAUGCAUCAGUUGUAUCUGGAAUAUUUCGCUGCUCAACAACUCAUUUUAGCUCAGGAUCUCGAUGGCAGCAUCCUGAUUGGUGGAGGAAGGACAAUGGAGACCUCGCUCGUGCUCCCUCUCGUCAGUCAAACGACUACAGCUGAUUCGAGUUUAGAUUGUAAUGAGGGCGAGAGCUUGAUUGAGGUGUUGCAUGUCGAUCCUGAUGAAAUUGGUGAGGAACAGAAAGUUACUCCCUGCACUGACGCUAACAAGGAUGUGCCGAUGGAGGUGGGAGGCAGUUCUGAGUGUGUCGCAGGGCCAGAAACGACCACAUCUGCUGAUGAAGGAGUUGAACCGAACUCCGUAGAGGAACGAGGAUCAACAGAACCAACUGUAACUAGCCCAUCAGUGCCGGCCGCAUUGCCUCGAAAUGUCGUGUCACCAUCUUCUGAUGGUCAGACAAGGAUUCCAUCAGACGCUGAAAAGCUAUCUGGAGGUGAUGGCAAUGCAUCAUCACUCGAGCUUUAG